AUUAAUCACAAAAAUACACUGACAUCAAACUCGAAUCCUCUAUAUAUAGUGCUCGAAGUAGCAGAGAGCUAUACAAAGAGAGAUGGCUCAAUAUGGCGGAGGAAGAUGGUCUCUUGAAGGAAUGACUGCUCUCGUCACUGGUGGAACCAAAGGGAUCGGGUAUGCGAUUGUUGAAGAAUUGGCUGGAUUAGGUGCCAGUGUACAUACUUGUUCACGGAAUGAAGCCCAACUCAAUGAAUGCUUGAAUCAAUGGAAGAAGAAGGGUUUUCAUCAAGUCACUGGUUCAGUGUGUGAUGUGGUCUCAAAAAUCCAAAGAGAGGAACUAAUACAGAAGGUCUCAUCACUGUUUCAUGGGAAACUUAAUAUUCUUAUAAACAACGUGGGAGCUCAAAUAGGAAAGCCAACAACUAAGUACACAGCUGAAGACUACUCAUUUAUCAUGAGUACCAAUCUUGAAUCUACUUACACUAUGUGCCAACUAGCACAUCCUCUUCUAAAAACUUCAGGAGCUGGUAACAUUAUUUUUCUGUCUUCUGUUGGUGGUGUGGUCUCAAUGGGGGAGGGUACGAGUGUAUACGGUGCAACUAAAGGAGCAAUGAAUCAAUUGGCCAAAACUUUGGCUUGUGAGUGGGCAAAAGACAAGAUUAGGAUUAAUAGUGUUGCACCUGCGCUCAUCAGAACUCCUCUUGUUGAACCUAUUUUGAAUGAGGAAAAGUUUAUGAAGGCUAUCAUCUCUCGAACCCCAUUAGGACGUAUAGGAGAGCCUGAAGAGGUGUCUGCCUUGGUGGCAUUUCUAUGCCUUCCUGCAGCCUCAUACAUAACAGGGCAGACUAUUUGCAUCGAUGGAGGGCUAACUGUCAAUGGCUUCCAGUUCCAAGCAUAAUGAAAUAUGCUGAGAUUUGCUCAUGCAAGAAUAAUAGGUGAAUAUAUGGCGAAGCUUCUAGCACUAAAUAAUAGGCAUUCUUAUAUGGUAUGAAAUACUCAGUUUAGGCCACCCAUUGCAUAAGAGCGAUAGCCAAGCCAAGUCAUAUAAAGGCAAGCAGCCUUUUAGAAAUAGCAAAUGACACUUGCCUUCUGGAAAGUCCACCUUUCCCGAUUGUCUCAUGUCACAGAAUACAGUGAACACGGGUUAUGUGUAUAUCGUUUAUGUCAAUUGUAGAUCAAAUUAAAUCAAUAAUAAUUGUCUUUUGAAGUCUCA
Molecule: messenger RNA, 1198 nt
Organism: Rosa rugosa (rugosa rose)
Lineage: Eukaryota; Viridiplantae; Streptophyta; Magnoliopsida; Rosales; Rosaceae
Product: tropinone reductase homolog At1g07440-like
Exons: 5
Coding region: 83-883 (266 amino acids)
Molecular function (GO): oxidoreductase activity
Source: RefSeq, a predicted model, not a curated record